This is a messenger RNA of Hermetia illucens (black soldier fly), 1357 nucleotides long. Its product is annotated as trypsin-like. The transcript has 6 exons. Bases 92 to 1039 code for a protein of 315 amino acids. Gene Ontology annotation, biological process: proteolysis. The record is from RefSeq and is a predicted model, not a curated record. Gene Ontology annotation, molecular function: serine-type endopeptidase activity. NCBI's taxonomy places the organism in Eukaryota, Metazoa, Arthropoda, Insecta, Diptera, Stratiomyidae.
CAUUCCUCUACUAGUCAUACAUUCAUAUGGCUAACCCGAAGUAGUGUUUGACAUUUUUUCAACAGUAUUAUCUUUUAUAUUAAUUUUAUUAAUGCAGGCCUUAACGAAAGCGAUCCUUGUGAUUGUUUCUUUGGCGAAUGCGAAUGACGACAGUACAGGAAAACGUGGUAGGAUCGUUGGAGGGAAACGAGCACCUCAAGGGAAGUACCCGGGAAUGGUCUCCCUACGUUUAUAUGAAAGUCAUAUAUGCGGUGGAUCACUCCUUUCUCCAACCUUUAUAUUGACAGCUGCACAUUGCUUCGAGGGUACCAAAAAGUUCAAUGAAAAAACUGCCAGAGCAUACAAGGCAAUGGUUGGUGACGUUCACCGUGAAGCCAAGAAGGGAAGUUCAAAAUUUCGCCAGAUAAUAGCAGCGAAAGGAAUUGUCGUCCACGAAAAUUAUGAUACGACAACGGACGCGAAUGACUUAGCUAUGAUCCAACUUCGUAAGCCUGCUAUUUUUAAUAGAAAUGUGGGCAAGAUGACCCUCGCGAAAAAAGUCCCGCCCAAGGAUACUGCAUGUACGGUGAUUGGAUUCGGAGUCACCACUAAUAAGACUGAUGACUUUGAGCCGAGCGACAGACUUCUGGAAGCGACGGUUUUCAUUAUGUCUAUGAAGUCAUGUGAGAAACAAGACCUUGGGGAGGUAAAUCCAAAAACCCAAAUUUGCGCCGGAAAUUUAAACGAGGGAAAAGAUAGUUGCCAGGGUGACUCUGGCGGUCCAUUAAUUUGCGGUAACAAACUUACCGGAGUAGUUUCAUUUGGUGCUGGAUGCGCUGAUAAGGAAAUUCCAGCCAUAUACACCUCCGUUCCAACGUAUUUAAAGUGGAUUCAAAAGCAUUUGCAGGAUAAAAAUAAACCUGGCAGGAAAUUGAAGGAUCAAAACAGGCGUAUUGUAAGACGACCACUAAAAAGUAAUCACGUAAACAACCAUCAUGUCAGCCUUCCACUACUUUUCUCAUCAUUGAGUGUGAUUUACGAGUGCUUUGUGGUAUUGUGAGGAACUACCACCAGAGUUAAGGAGGGUUUCAAUGAAAACCUGUUGUGAAGUCAAUUUACAAGUUCGGUUUGUGGCCUCGUCGCUUUUUACAUAUUUAAAUCAAAGUAGUACCCUCAUAGAAGCUGCUAGAUUGACCCAUUUUAGUGAAAAUUAAUUUGCUUUUAUCUUAAAUCAGAGAUUCUAUCAGAACCAGAUCAAAAAAUUAGCACUCAAGUCAAUAUUUAAAUCUAAUUUGGCGUUACUUUGUAACGAACAGAAUUUAUACGGUCGAAAUUUAAGCCAUGUAACCAUUCAUUUCAUUAAAAGGAGUGAUUAAUA